Molecule: messenger RNA, 1197 nt
Organism: Rhinocladiella mackenziei CBS 650.93
Lineage: Eukaryota; Fungi; Ascomycota; Eurotiomycetes; Chaetothyriales; Herpotrichiellaceae
Exons: 1
Coding region: 1-1197 (398 amino acids)
Source: RefSeq, a predicted model, not a curated record
AUGUCACCACAACCACCCAAUCAUGGUACUAAACUUGAAGCUCAACCCCUACCCAAACCACCUUUUGAUAUCGACAUCUAUCUCAAUCCUUUCAUCCCCCACAAUCCUAUGCAACACCUGCCCUUAUGGAUAUCACACUUCUUCGGCUAUCGUCCACCACGCAAACUCUUUUCAUCACCCCAUCCUUACCAUCGAUUUCACACAUUAACAAUCUACAUCUCCGUCCUGAUCGGCUCUUUCUGCGGCGUCGCCAUCAUUGAAAAUGUCUUCCGCGCUCUACCCACUCUGUCAGGUCAGAAGGUGCCUCUCGUCAUUGCUUCCUUUGGUGCCGCUGCCAUCCUCGAAUACAACGCCAUUGAAUCACCCCUCGCACAACCGAGAAAUCUUAUCUGUGGUCACUUUCUCUCAGCUGCCGUCGGUGUAGGCAUCACCAAGCUCUUCGAACGUCUCCCACCCGACCGCUUCAACGAUCUGCAAUGGCUCGCGGGAGCUCUCUCUGUCGGCGCCGCAAGCGUCAUCAUGAGCUUCACCAAAAGCGUCCAUCCUCCCGCCGGUGCCACGGCUUUGUUAGCAGCAACGGCCCUCGAGAUCCAGCUGCUCGGCUGGUGGCUCUUGCCUCUGGUCUUGCUUGCAUCAAUGCUCAUGCUCGCCAGCGCCUUGUUGUUGAAUAACAUUGCGGGCCGCCGCUUCCCUGUCUAUUGGUGGACACCCGUCGAUUUAAAGGCCCUCAGGGAAGAAAGACGAAGGAAGAGGAAAGCCAGACGCGGCGGCGCAGGCGUGGGGGAGGGUACGAUUCCUGACGAAACACAAAAAGAAAAAGACGCCGAUAUCAUCUCCGACGACGAAGCGGAGACCGACUCACAAUUCCCCGACCUUCGCACGUCCCUUGCUCGAUCCCUCCGUCUCGCGCGAUCUGUCUCGUACUCGUCAGCUAGCAGAAUUCCCCACCCCUUGCCUCCAGCGGAGGAAGCCGAGCUGCAAAACCAGUUGAGUCUACACGAAACGUUACGCGGCACUACCACUACACCGACGCGCGGUGGCCACCAAAUACAAACACAAACGGGCCCGGUGGAGGCACAUACAGAGGAGAAAAUCAUCAUUUCCAGACACAGUAUUGUCGUCCCGGAGUGGUUGCAGCUGAGUGAUUGGGAGGACGAGGUGCUGAGAAUUCUCAUGGAGAGAUUAAGGGAUGGAUAA